AUGAAGUCUAAAGGUGGCAUUAUUGGAAUUUGUACAAGCUUUUAUUUGACUGAACACGAGCUAUAUAAAGAAGGAAGGAUGGAAAUCAUAAUUGUGGAAUCGAAUGAGGUGGCAUCCGGAUCAUCUUCGAUUCCAUCUGCUUUAAUUACUUCUCAAUGGCAAAACGAAGCUCUCCAUCCUCUAACGGAAGCUUCUGUCAGGUUGCAUCAACGGCUGAAUGACCUAUAUGACGGUAAAAACAAAUGGGAAUUCCGUUACGUAGAGCCUUGGCUAAUGAAUUUUACAAAAUUCAAUGACCAUGUCUCAAAAUUACCGGAACAGUUUGAUUAUUUUAGUGAUGAACACCUUCAAAAAUGUAAUGAGCGAGGAGUCCAGAUUAUUUAUGGAAAAGUAACCGAUGUAAAAAACAAUAGCGUACAUUAUGUACCUAAAGGGUACGAUACACGCGAUACCAUUAUACUGGAUGCCGAUAAAGUUUGUGUGAGCGCAGGUGCUUGGACUGGUUAUAUUCUUCCUUAUUCCGGAAUAGGAUGUUUAUUUGCUCAGUCGCUUCUGUUAGACUUGGAAGGUUGUGAAUCUAAAGAGUAUGUAACCAUCUGCAAUGUGAAUCUACAGAACCCAGAGUUCCAAGAAAGAAGCGUAGAAGUGCAUUUUCUUCCAAAUAACAAAGCAUUCAUUACAGGAUCCACUUUAUUCAUUCCACUGCCCAAAGGCAAUGAGGCUAUUCAAAUCAAUUCUCAGCAUCUAAUGGAUUUAAAAGAAACAUUUGAUCUGCUACUAGCAGAGAAGGUAAAGUCGGAAGUAAUUGAUUGCACUUGUGCUUUUCUCCCGAAAAACAGAGUAACUGGGAUUCCUAUUUUAACGACUUCACGCUCUGGAAUUUAUAUCGCCGCUGGACAUGCAAGCUGGGGCAUAACCCAAGGACCUGCCACUGGUCUUUGGAUGGCAGAAUUGAUUUUGGAGGGAACAAUUAAAAGUAUAGAAAUUGACGAUUAA
Molecule: messenger RNA, 996 nt
Organism: Schizosaccharomyces osmophilus
Lineage: Eukaryota; Fungi; Ascomycota; Schizosaccharomycetes; Schizosaccharomycetales; Schizosaccharomycetaceae
Gene: tda3
Product: FAD-dependent amino acid oxidase involved in late endosome to Golgi transport Tda3
Exons: 2
Coding region: 1-996 (331 amino acids)
Biological process (GO): retrograde transport, endosome to Golgi
Cellular component (GO): late endosome; cytoplasm
Molecular function (GO): oxidoreductase activity
Source: RefSeq, a predicted model, not a curated record